AUGGAAAGAGAUGAAGAUGAUGAUAUUCCAACACCAAAUACAAGUCGUUCAAAUAGUAUUAAUGAGGAUGAAGAGAAAUCAUCUUCAUCCCCUUUACCACCUCCAGAUGAAGAAACAAUUCAAUCUGAAUCUUCUCCUACAAAAGGUACAUCUAACAAUAUUGCUGAACAAAUAAGAACAACAUUAGCAGCAAAACGGGCUUCAUUCGCAUCAAGUUCUUCUUCUGUUUCUGCUUCGUCAGAAUCUGACACUGACUUUGUUGAUGUUACUAAAAAUGAUGUCACUCAAGAUGGUUCAACAUCAAUGAGUGCCAAUAUGUAA
This is a messenger RNA of Rotaria sordida, 321 nucleotides long. Lineage: Eukaryota; Metazoa; Rotifera; Eurotatoria; Philodinida; Philodinidae. The record is from the annotation of a GenBank genome assembly.